Molecule: messenger RNA, 3879 nt
Organism: Haplochromis burtoni (Burton's mouthbrooder)
Lineage: Eukaryota; Metazoa; Chordata; Actinopteri; Cichliformes; Cichlidae
Product: zinc finger protein 850-like
Exons: 2
Biological process (GO): regulation of transcription by RNA polymerase II
Molecular function (GO): DNA-binding transcription factor activity; RNA polymerase II cis-regulatory region sequence-specific DNA binding
Source: RefSeq, a predicted model, not a curated record
UUGUGUGGAAAGUCUUUUACCCAGGCUGGAAGCUUAAAAGACACCAACUCAUCCACAGUGGAGUUAAACUACAGCUGUGAGAUGUGUGGAAAGUCUUUUACCCGGGCUGGAAUCUUAAAAAGACACCAACUCAUACACAGUGGAUUUAAACCAUACAGCUGUGAGUUGUGUGGAAAGUCUUUUACCGCUGGAAGCUUAAAAACACACCAACUCAUCCACAGUGGAGUUAAAGCAUACAGCUGUGAGUUGUGUGGAAAGUCUUUUACCCGCGCUGGAAGCUUAAAAUCACACCAACUUGUUCACAGUGGAGUUAAGCCAUAUAGUUGUGAUGAAUGUGGAAAGUCUUUUACCCAGGUUGGAAACUUAAAAAAACACCAACUCAUCCACAGUGGAGUUAAAGCAUACAGCUGUGAGUUGUGUGGAAAGUCUUUUAACCGGGCUGGAAGCUUAAAAUCACACCAACUGAUCCACAGUGGAAUUAAAGCGUACAGCUGUGACUUCUGCGGACAGUCUUUUCACCGUCCUGAAAGCUUAAAAAGACACCAACUCAUCCACAGUGGAGUUAAAGCAUACAGCUGUGAGUUGUGUGGAAAGUCUUUUACGCAGAGUGCAUACUUAAAAACACACCAACUCAUCCACAGUGGAGUUAAAGCAUACAGCUGUGAGUUGUGCGGAAAGUCUUUUACGUUUUCUGAAAGCUUAAAAAGACACCAACUCAUACACAGUGGAGUUAAAGCGUACAGCUGUGAGUUUUGUGGAAAGUCUUUUAUGUUUUCUCAAAGCUUAAAAAGACACCAACUCAUACACAGUGGAGUUAAAGCAUACAGCUGUGAGUUGUGUGAAAAGUCUUUCACCCAGGCAGGAAGCUUAAAAAGACACCAACUCAUCCACAGUGCAGUUAAAGCGUACAGCUGCGACAUUUGUGGAAAAACCUUCCGAUGGCCACUCAGCCGUAAUAUUCACCUACGCAUUCACACAAAAAAGGAUUUUUGCUUCUGUGAUCAGUGUGGCAAAAUUUUUGUGACAUACAAAAACUUACAGCGGCACAUGUUUACCCACACUGGGAAGAGACCUUAUAAAUGCGAACUGUGUGAGAAGACUUUUAAAUCUCCACGUUACCUCAAAUCACACCAAAAGAUUCACAGCAGAGAGAAACUCUACAAGUGCAGUUACUGUGAGAAGCAGAGCGACACAGAUGGAUCCACUUCUCAACCCUGUCGUCACUGUGGUGGUGAGAAGACGUUCAAUCAGCAAGCGAGCCUAAAACGACAUCAACGCAGACACACUGGAGACAAAAUGAACUACUGCAAAGAAUGUGGGAGAGGCUUCACCACACCAAGUGAAUUAAGACAACAUGAACUCUGUCACAGUGACGUCAAAACGCAAGUCUGUGACCAGUGUGGGUCAUCCUUCACCACUGCGGAUCAUCUUGAAGUGCAUAAACGAGUCCACGCUGUAAAUAAAGAGUUUCAUUGUUACCAAUGUGCAAAAACAUUCACUUCAUUAUCUGCUCUGUGCAAACAUCAGCAGUAUCAUGCAGAACCGAAAUCAUUUGAUCACAAUGAAUUUGAAGAGACAGAAAGAUCCUCUUCUGGUUUCAGGAUCAGACUUAAAAACCUUGAGAUCAGGCUCCACAGAGUUCAGAUGGAAUCUCCUGUAAAAAGUGUCAGCUGAUGUCACUCUUGGAUCUGAUUUCUCAACUUUCUGGGAUUUAGAAAGUUCGAAAGAUAUUCAUAAGAUCAUUAAGGUUUUGUUUUUUUUUUCUUUAGGGAAUUUUACAAUGAUAUAGUAGUCAACCGGCCACGUUCCAGGCUACGGGUCGGGCGCCAUGGCCGUCGUGGGCGCCCCCCAGACCCCCUUCGCCUGAGUCGCCGCCUCUGCCUUCCGCACAGUCGGCCCCCUGAACUGCCUCCACAUCGCCGCCGUUGCUUUCCACACGGCCGGCCUCCGGACUAGCUCUGUCACCUGUGCUACCCACCUGGUCGGCCCCCCGUCCGUUUAACUUGUGGACUUUUGUGCCGGCGACCUCCAGGUCGGCCCCCUGACUUACUACUGAACUGUUCUUUGUGCGCCAGUGUUUUUUCUUGCGUGUUUUGUUUUUGGUCUUCUACUGCUCUUGUUUUGUUUUGCUUCGAGCCCUCCUUCCAUGGCCCCCUCCGCCCGCCCUGGUCGGGUUUUUCUGUUUUUGGACCGGUUUGGUUUUCUAGUGUUGGGCUGUCUGGGGCCAGCCCUUGACGGGGGGUACUGUCAUGAUCCUGGGUCCUUUUGACCCAGCGUCUUGUGUUUUCUAUUAUUGUGAUUUUGGUUCUGUUCUUCCUCUAUUUAGUGUUUAUUCAGUUCUGCCCAUGUAUUCCUGUGUUAAGUCCACGUUUCUUAGUCAGUCCCUUGCAUGUGUAAGUUCCUGUUUUAUUGUGAAAGUCUGUCUUAUUUGUGUUCUGUUUACGUUUCCCCUGCCUCGUCAGCUGUGAUGUCUUCCAGGUGUGUUCCCCUCCUGUUUCCCAUCCUCUGAUUCCUGCCGUGUGUAUUUAUAGUGUGUGUUACCUCGUCUUCGUUGCUGGUUUGUCUGUGUUGUUUCCCCCCGGUCUCCCUCCGUAUGUAUUUCCCCGGACCUCCCUGCAUCUUCGUUUCUGGUUUGUUUUGUUAGUUUUACCCAGUUUAGGUUUUCCAGUUUCAUGUUCACCCACCAUUGCUGUUUGUACCCACUCCUGAAAAUAAAUACUCACCUGCACCAGAGCUGCCGCCUUUUGGGUCCUUUGUACAACUACACACGUCUGCCACACCGGACGUGACAAUUUUAAUAGAGUGAGUUUUAUUAAACAUGGACAUGUCAAGAAUUGGGCCCUUUAAAAUUGUAGCAGUGCACUUAGAGAAAACCGGUCAGGUGAUUAUGUGUUGUGUUUUGAUGAGCUAAUAAAAAGCUCUUUUUUUUCCCCCUCAUUUUUUGUAAGCAGGCCUGCAAGAUUGAAUUAACAGCGCUGAAAUUUUUUUCGGGACAGCAAAUAUAAGGCGACCUUUUCCAGAUUACAACUGGCUGAGGAGAAGCCACCUGUGGCAACCUGGGAGUUCCUGUCUAAAAGGAUUGCAGCGUGUCAAUCCAGACCAAAAAAUUAUAGACAUUUGUUUUUAUUUUGAGUGAAUGUGUGUGAAUUAGUGACUGUGGGUUAGCAUGAAUAAAAGGGGACAAACAAUUGACUAGGUUGGGGAGAGAAAAUUAUGAUCAUGUUGUGACUUUCUGGGAGUUUGAUUUAGCUAUGAUAAAAUUUAUUCAUAAGUAAUUGCUUGUAUGAUUAAGCUUAAUUGAUUAGAAUGUUUGUUUUCUCUUUGAUCUUUUAGUAAAAUAAGCGGUUAUAAUGAUUUUCUUAUGAUCUAUAGUGAAAGAAUCUGGCUGGGGCCAGUGUUGAGCAGGUUUAAUAUGCAGUACUUGCAAGUGGUUUAUAUGUGCUCUAGCUCCCUUCAUAUUUUGUCAGCAUGGUGACCAAUAAAACCGCGUCAGGUGAGCAUGCUCCGAUAACGUUGGGUAAACAGGUAGAAGGCAUCGCUGUUUGAGGGCAGAGAGAAGUUCUAAACAGCCAAGAUCGCUGAUGGCAAGGACACGCCACAUCCAAGAUCUGAUCUGCCACAUAUACAUCCACUUCUCGCAUCAAUUCAGACUGACACCAGAGGCAGUGGGAGUCCUCCAAAUCGCUGGCUAACGCAGGGGAGCAUCAGCAGUAAGUCACGAAUAUUAAGAAUUGUCUGUUGCCCAUACACCAACAGUGAGUGGCUCUUUAAAACUUAGCAGGGACACCACUAUAAACACAAUACAUAAAUAUUUCAGAAACGAGAGAUGGCGCCAAGACACUUUACCCUACUUGCCUACUGGUGUUGGCCAGAGGGGCC